This is a messenger RNA of Megalopta genalis, 2035 nucleotides long. It is a transcript of the gene Ctps, whose product is annotated as CTP synthase. Gene Ontology annotation, molecular function: CTP synthase activity; identical protein binding. The record is from RefSeq and is a predicted model, not a curated record. Gene Ontology annotation, cellular component: cytoplasm; cytoophidium. Gene Ontology annotation, biological process: CTP biosynthetic process; pyrimidine nucleobase biosynthetic process. NCBI's taxonomy places the organism in Eukaryota, Metazoa, Arthropoda, Insecta, Hymenoptera, Halictidae.
AAGUCUCGGUCACUUUUAGAGUGAACGUGAGGUGAGGUUGUAUUUAAGCACAUUCUCAUAGAACUCGAACGGCGUUCAAGAAAAUUCCGAAUCUUUGUUGAAUAACAUAUCUGUGUAAAGGGACAGUGCAUAAUCGUUUUACAAGUUACGGAUUAAAAUAUGAAAUACAUCUUAGUAACGGGAGGCGUAAUUAGCGGUGUCGGCAAAGGUGUUAUUGCCAGCUCGUUCGGAACGAUACUCAAACAUUGCGGUAUUCAUGUGACGUCUAUCAAGAUUGAUCCUUACAUAAAUAUAGAUGCUGGUACAUUUUCACCGUACGAACACGGCGAGGUAUAUGUCCUGGAUGAUGGAGGUGAAGUAGAUCUAGACUUGGGGAAUUAUGAACGUUUCUUGGACAUUACGUUGCAUAGGGACAAUAAUAUAACUACCGGAAAAAUUUAUCAGUCUGUGAUUUCGAAGGAGAGGCAGGGCGAUUAUUUGGGGAAAACUGUACAAGUGGUACCUCACAUAACAAAUGCUAUACAAGAAUGGGUCGAAAGAGUGGCGAACCAAUCGGUAACAGAAGAUGGAGCUCAACCUGAUGUUUGUAUUAUCGAGCUGGGAGGUACAAUAGGAGAUAUCGAAGGGAUGCCCUUCGUUGAAGCUUUUAGGCAGUUUCAGUUUAGGGUCAAAAAAGAGAAUUUUUGUUGUGCUCAUGUAUCUUUAGUGCCACAACCGCGAUCUACAGGAGAACCAAAAACAAAGCCGACGCAGUCCAGCGUAAGAGAAUUACGUGGAUUGGGAUUAUCUCCUGAUCUUAUAGUUUGUAGAUCCGAGAAACCUAUAGGGGAUGUAGUCAAAGAAAAAAUUUCAAAUUUCUGUCAUGUUGCUCCAGACCAAGUCAUAACUAUACAUGAUUUAUCAUCUAUAUACCGUGUUCCAUUGUUAAUGGAAUCGCAAGGUGUUAUUGAAUUUUUGAACGACAGACUACAAUUACAUAUAACUAUGCCGCGUCCACGAUGUUUCAUGCGGAAAUGGAGAGACUUGGCAGAUCGAAUAGAUCACUUACGAAAGGACGUAAAUAUUGCUUUGGUCGGAAAAUAUACCAAGCUAGAAGAUUCCUAUACCUCUGUUACAAAAGCAUUGCAACAUGCGUGCAUUCAAGUUGGUCAUAAACUUAAUUUAACGUACAUAGAAGCUGAUAAUUUAGAAGCAACCAAGAAGACAUCUGACCCUGUAUUAUAUCAUGAAGCUUGGCAGAAGCUUUGCAAAAGCGACGGUGUAAUUGUGCCAGGAGGUUUUGGUAAAAGGGGAAUGCUAGGGAAAAUGGAGGCAUGUAAAUGGUGUAGAAUACAUAAUAAACCAUUUCUUGGUAUUUGCCUGGGAUUACAAGUGGCUGCCAUUGAAUUUGCGCGCAAUGUCUUGAACUUGGAAACUGCGAAUAGCACAGAAAUUGAACCGAAUACAGAUCACCCCGUUGUUAUCGAUAUGCCGGAACACAAUCCUGGUCAGAUGGGAGGAACCAUGAGAGUUGGAAAAAGACGUACUCGCUUUACGGAACAUAAUUCCAUUAUAAAACAAUUAUAUGGGAAUAAGGAAUCCAUUGAAGAAAGACAUAGGCAUAGAUACGAAAUUAAUCCAAAGUAUAUCGCGGACUUAGAAGAGGCUGGAAUGCAUUUCGUAGGUCAUGAUGACGAUAAUCUACGUAUGGAAGUAGCGGAAUUAGAAGGGCAUAUUUAUUAUGUUGCCACACAAUUUCAUCCAGAAUACUUGUCUAGACUUUUGAAGCCCUCACCUCCGUUCUUAGGACUUAUUUUAGCAAGCAUUGGUAAAUUAAAGUCUUACUUAGCUAGAGGUUGCAGGCUCUCGCCGAAUCAAGUUAGCGAUACCGAGUCAGAUAACGAGUAUGUGGCAGAUCCAUUGGUAAAGCAACAGUUUAUAAGCGAUGCAAGUAGGAGUGGUAGUACUACAUCCGGUACUAAUGAUUAAGUCUUUCAAUUUAACUUGUUAGGAAAAAAUAUUUUUAAUGACAAAAUACUAUUCCUAUAUACAUACG